AUGCCCAAAAGAAAAUUCAUUCAACUCAUUUCAAAGAAAGGUUCUUGCCAUUUCACGUAUAUUAAAGAUAAACUGCGCGAGGCUGCAGACUGUGGCGUGACCCAUUGUUGUCUGCUCUGUGUGACAUGUUUCACUUUACUUUCACUGGCAGUACCCGUUGAAAACAUGAAAGUAUAUCCAGCGAUUCUCGGUGAGCGAAGUUCCACAAAGAAAGUAUUAUUGAAGAUUCGGGAGGACCUUGUUCUAAACCUCGAGAGGAGUUCUGUUUUUUCUAACACUUUCCAGUUCAUAACACAUACUGGGGAGUCUAAAAUCACCCACCACAUAAAUGCGUCAGAUAUAGAGGGAAAACUGUAUCAUGACACCGAGAAAGACGCUGCUAUCAUGAUAACUCAUGAUGAUGAUGGACUUCGUGUUGAAGGGAUCUUAAGUGACACCUUGCGGAUAAGGCCAUCAUAUGUGUCCGGGCGGAAUGCAGAUGGACACAUAGCCCAGGAAAUAUUCUAUGUUUCACUGCGACAUUCAGGAGAAGACGACGCAGUUAAAUCCCAAGACGCCAGCACUUCCUGGAGUAGGUCCAUCACAACUCAGUCAAAAUCUCGCUCCGGUAUCUACGCCACAGUUUCUCCAGAAGUCCAUGUUUUGAUCGAUAGCGCUCACACCAAAAACUUUAAAACCCCGACCAAAAUAAUGGAGUACAUAGCCAUCUUCAUUGCCUGUGUAAAUUUAAAAUUUCGGACACUAUUAUACGUGGACGUGCAAAUCGUCGUGACCAAGAUCACAACUUUCCACGAUAAUAUGGAGCCUUUUAUUGUGAGAUCCGAGGCACAUCCAACUAUAAUGAUGGGUGAAACGCUGUGGAACUUCAGCAAUUACGUGAAAGAGAUCGAUGAAACUAUAAGCGACGACAUGGCAGUACUGUUGACUGGAAUGGAUAUAGCCUAUGUGAAUAUCCAUACAGGCACUGUUUACGGCCAAGGCACCAGUGGGCUGGCAAAUCCUGGAGGUGCGUGCGGUUUGUGGACAAGAGGAGCUCUCGUUGAAGACGUGGCAAAGACGUUCGACGGAGUCACCACCUUUGCCCACGAAUGCGGACACCUACUGGGAAUGUCUCACGAUGGGUCGCCACCACCGAAACCCGGUCCCGGAGUCCCUAACUGCCCCGCCGAAGAAAGAUAUAUCAUGAGCCCUUUUGCUGACUACAAAAGUAAAUACAAGUUUUCCUACUGCAGCGCCGUGCAGCUGUACACAUUUGUGAGCGAUCCAACCCGGACGUGCCUACAAAAUGUACCCGAUAGACAUGCUGCGAAAGUCACGCUAGAGAGAUUGAAGAAAGCGCUUGUUUCACCUCAGAAAUUGUGUAAAUUGGAAUAUCCGAACCACCCAGUAAUACACUAUGUUGAGACAAAUUCUCAACUAAAUCCGGCCCUCGGUAUGGCCACGUGCCACGUUGUUUGCCAUGUGCCAGAAAAGGGGCACUUAACCAGUAUUGCUCCCGACGGCAUGCCCUGCGAUAAGAACGACCCAAACAAAGUCUGCAUCAACAAGGAAUGCGUAACUUUUCCCCCGGAUAUCACUACAAUAACAAAAAGGCCACAGAAGCCAAACUAA
Molecule: messenger RNA, 1611 nt
Organism: Ixodes scapularis (black-legged tick)
Lineage: Eukaryota; Metazoa; Arthropoda; Arachnida; Ixodida; Ixodidae
Product: snake venom metalloproteinase H3-like
Exons: 14
Coding region: 1-1611 (536 amino acids)
Biological process (GO): proteolysis
Molecular function (GO): metalloendopeptidase activity
Source: RefSeq, a predicted model, not a curated record